GACCCUGAAAGAUAAACUUUGGAAAAUGUGCGACGGGGAUGUUCACCACCGAGCAGGAAGUUAUUUACUGUAGUGAAUAUCGACAUUAACCCUGAUCAAUAGUGACUCAGCCCGAAGACUACGUAGUACAGUUAUGGUGUAACUCCAGUAACUUUCCUGUAUUUCACAAACAGUUAUCAGGCGGGGUAGAGGGACUUUGUUUAGUAUCUUUCUUGCAUCGCGGAAGACGUGCGGUCCCGUCUUUCUCCUCUCUGAGUGAGUACCUUUAUAUAUAAAACUAUAUACUGAAGAGCAUGAGAACUCUAGCUGUCUGGACUGUAGUGACCGCUGCAGUCCUCACGGUCCUCAUCUCGUCCACCGCCACGGAGGAGGCGUCGUGUCAUGGAGCCUACGACCUGUACUUUGUUCUGGACAAGUCUGGCAGCGUGGACAAUGAGUGGGGGGAGAUCUACUCCUUCGUCAAGAAUUUGACGGAGCGGUUUGUCAGCCCACAUACUAGGUUGUCCUUCAUCGUGUUCUCCAGCCAGGCCAAGGUUCUCCUGUCUCUCACCAGUGACAGGGCGAAGAUUGAACAGGGGCUUCUUGAUCUUAAAGCCGUAAAACCCGCAGGAGAAACAUACAUGCAUGAAGGAAUGGCAGCGGCCUCAGCUCAGAUCAGGGCACUUCCUCAGAGGUCGGCCAGCAUCAUUAUAGCGCUGACAGACGGAGAGCUGACACCAUUUAUCCUGCAACUCACAGUCGAGAAGGCUGAUGAAGCGCGCACGUUUGGCACCAGAGUUUACUGCGUGGGAGUCAAAGACUUUGACGAGAAACAGCUGGCGGAGGUGGCGGACACUAAGGAUCAAGUGUUUCCUGUCAAAGAUGGCUUCCACGCUCUCAGGGGCAUUGUUAACUCAAUAUUGGAGCAGUCGUGUACGGAGAUCGUGAGCGUGGCGCCGUCGACGGUCUGUGUGAACGAGACUUUCGAGCUGGUCCUGAGGGGGCGUGGCUUCCCUCGUGUCAGGGGCGUGGUCUGCAGCUUUGUGCUCAACCAGCAAACCAUCCGCACCCAGCCUAGCUCGGUUCAGAGUGACUACCUGCUGUGUCCUGCACCAGUGCUCCAUGAAGCUGGACAGAGCAUGGAUGUGUUCAUCAGUCUGAACAACACCCAGGCCUUCAUCUCAAACUCCUACACCAUCACUUCCUCCACCUGUUCCAAUGGCUUGGUGGUGGCCCUGGUCUUCCUGAUCCUCUUCCUGGUCUUGGCCCUGGCCUUCAUGUGGUGGUUCUGGCCGCUCUGCUGCACUCUGGUCAUCCAAGACCCUCCUCCACCUCCUCCCCCCAGCCGGCCUCCCCCUCCCGAGCCAGAGCCAGACCACAAGAAGAAGUGGCCCACGGUGGAUGCCUCGUACUAUGGCGGCAGAGGGGCAGGAGGCAUCAAACGCAUGGAGGUGCGCUGGGGAGAGAAGGGAUCCACCGAGGAGGGGGCACGGCUUGAGAUGGCGAAGAACGCUGUGAUCUCAGUUCCUGAGGAGGAGGAGGAGCCUAUGGUCCGGCGACCGCCACCCAGAUCCAUGCCCACCAAUCAGAACGUAGAGAACAAGUGGUACACACCCAUUAAGGGUCGGGUCGACGCCUUGUGGGCAUUGCUACGGCGACAGUAUGACCGCGUCUCAGUGAUGCGUCCCACCUCAGCGGAAAAGGGUCGCUGCAUGACGUUUAACCGGGUUCCCCAUCAGUAGAGAGAACGCCGCAGAACACCUCCACUCAUUUCCUCCUCUUCACCUUCACUUCAAGCUUCCUCUGACUGCAACUGACAUCAACUAUUCCCCGUCAUAGAUAAGAUGGUAUUGUGUUUUAGCUACGCUCCGUGAUCUCCACCAUGUUGUCGUUCUGAAGCCCACCUCCUUCCUCCUCAGACCACCUCAUAUUUUAUUAAAACAAUAACAGGAAACGAGACGGGUGCGAGAGCACCCAGCGGGUGUCACACGUCCAGCACCCUGAAGGCUCUGAUGGCAGACCUGUCAACCUAGUCAUACACAUAGUCACACACACAGUAACACAUACACACAGACACUCACGUGACCGACUGCAGUCAGGAGGCCUGAAGGCCUUCAUUAACUUUUGUACCCCCAAAGACACCUUUUCACUCCUCCUCUUCAUCUUUCAAGAAGAGAAGAGUAGCGGAGUUUAAACGCGUCCCCAGUGCUCUGUGGCCCGGACCCUCACAAGGGCAGGGGGGUCCGCAGCAUCAGAAGACCCUCAGAUCGGUCUCCACCGCCCGCCACCGCCGCGGCCACCGUCCCCGGUGCUCCGGGAAGAUCCAGAAUAUCAAAGUUUAAUUAAAAUAAUUAAAGGCAACAGCGAGCAGCCGCCUGUGAAGAGAGGCUCCCUGGCGUUAUGUCUUGUGACGGGGGAUGACCUAUUACUGUUCUAUUCACGUCCAAACACAAACCCGUCGCAGCGGAGUCGACGGACGGAUAAGUAUUGCUCAUUUCCACAAAUUAGCCCCUCGCCCUGCCGCGUCCCAAAAUAGGACGGCCAUCCUGCGUAGCGGACAUACUGUGGUACAGUGCAGCGCCAACCCCGUCCCGAAGCCUGCCUGGCCUGGUGUGUGUGGGGGGCGGGGGGAAGGGGGGCUCCAAUGAUCUCGUCACUUUGGAUUCGGCGCUUCAGACGUGAAAUGGAUAUUGGAGUGGAAACCUGCCAAGGCUGGCGCGUUUGACGGCGAGCGGUAUGGACAACGACCAGCGUUGGGGCGGUGCCGCGUCUCGCUGGGGCCGGGACGCCUCGUCACAUGACACUAAAAAUAAGUUCAACCACCGUCAAGUUCCCGAGGAGCGAGAGCGGGGCCCUGGCGUCUCGACGGCGGUGCGAGGGGUGAGAGGGGCUGCGGGGCCGGGGGAGGGCCGCGGGCGCAGUGGGGGGUGGGAUGGCAAGGGCAAGGAUCACGCCACACUCGCCUCAUUAUUCUUUUGUUGGGUGGUCAGCGACCCCCGUGGAUGGCGAGCAAGCUUUCUAUCUUCUGAUUCAAAAUGCUGCAGCUCUUCCAAGAAGGUUCCAGAGACACCAAGUGGUCUUUGAUCACAGCUCAUACUGAGUAAUGGGAUAAAAUUGAUAAUGGUUGCCCCAGACCUUAUUUCCAUUUGGCAUCAUGCUGCGCUGCUUUCGUUGUGCGUUUUAAACAUGUCUAAAUGUUACACAACAUGUGUCCCAAUACAUUUCUAUCAUUUGUAUCUAUUGCUUAGCUUUUUCCUGUGUCCCAGGUUUUGUAGGAAAAGUAUUUAAGUACCGUACUUUUAAAAGAAUUUCAAGCACAAAAAAACUAUAAAUAUACAUACAUUUAGUAUGUAAUUUUGUGUCAAACAUUUCAAUCCUUUUCUUUAAAUAUGAUAAUGUUGUGGUAUUUUUUGCAGCCUGUAUUUUGAAUUCUUGAAUGAUUUCUUUUUUAUAAAUAAUUUUGAAGGAGUUUAGUGCUAUCAAAAAAAUCGAAUGUGUUAUAAAAAAUAAUAAAUGUGUUAUAAAUAAAUAAAUAAAUAAACAUUUUUCUAAGGGGGAUAUAAUAUUUCCAUAGGUUGAAUUUAAAUCAUUGUUUUUAAGGUGGCCACAAAAUGUUUGGAGUUUCUGCAGCCAUGCUGUGGGUUUUAGUGUCUGAUAUAGUGAGGACCAGUCCUUGGGUUCCAGAUGUCUCUGCUCCAACUGUGGCUACUGGCUAAAGGCUAGCAUGCUAAAGGCAAUGUUUAAUUGGAGACAGACAGGAGUGGUCACAUGGAGCAUGUGGACAGAAUGUCGUCUCUGUCCUGAGACCUGAGGCGCACACACACAUACACACACACACACACACACACACACACGCGCACACACACACACACACACACACACACACACACACAAAUAUAAACACACACACAUAGGUACACACUCCUUCCAGAUCCUGAUUGGCAAAGUAAAAAACAUUUUUUUAAAUAACUAUUUAUUUAUUGAUACGUGUUAUAUGCCUGUUUACCAUUUAAUCAGACUACUGAAAUGUAGACUGCAUAUGUAUCUAUGAUCUAUAUUUUGUAACUAUAUUUUCAGUGACAUAUAAUAUGUAGGCUUCUCUAUAGUGUGUAUAAUAUAGACAGCUGGAUGGCUGGAAU
Molecule: messenger RNA, 4118 nt
Organism: Gadus chalcogrammus (walleye pollock)
Lineage: Eukaryota; Metazoa; Chordata; Actinopteri; Gadiformes; Gadidae
Gene: antxr2a
Product: ANTXR cell adhesion molecule 2a
Exons: 17
Coding region: 294-1721 (475 amino acids)
Cellular component (GO): membrane
Molecular function (GO): signaling receptor activity
Source: RefSeq, a predicted model, not a curated record